Messenger RNA from Lagopus muta (rock ptarmigan), 1795 nucleotides. RefSeq names its product G protein-coupled receptor 3 (gene GPR3). Gene Ontology annotation, molecular function: G protein-coupled receptor activity. Lineage: Eukaryota; Metazoa; Chordata; Aves; Galliformes; Phasianidae. Gene Ontology annotation, cellular component: membrane. The record is from RefSeq and is a predicted model, not a curated record. Gene Ontology annotation, biological process: G protein-coupled receptor signaling pathway.
CUCGGAGGGGUUCGGUCCCCAUCACUCGGCAGCGUCCAUGGCUGCGGGGCAGCACCGCACAGCACGGGACCGGCAGCCCGGCAGGUGACCCCCACCCUGUCACCAUGAUGGAGCUGCGGCCCCCCAACGCGAGCACGGCGCAGUAUGGUGAUUUUGGGGUACAGAAUGGCAGCGUUCCAUCCUCGGAGUCCACGCUCCAACCUUUGCCCUUGGAUCCAUGGGACGUCGAGCUGUGCGUCUCCGGCACCAUCAUCAGCUGCGAGAACGCGGCGCUGCUGGUGGUGCUGGCGGUGCUGGCGGUGCUGGCGGUGCUGGUGGUGACGCCGGCGUUCCGCGUGCCUGUGUUCCUCCUCGUGGGCAGUUUGGCAGCCGCCGACCUGCUGGUGGGGCUGCGCCUCAUCCUGCGCUUCGCUUCCAUCUAUCUGGUGCCGUCGGAGGCGCUGGCUUUGGGCACAGCAGGGCUGCUGCUCACCGCCUUCACCGCCAGCGUGUGCUCCGUGCUGGCCAUCGCCGCCGAGCGCUUCGUGUCGCUGCAGCACGCGCUCACCUACAGCUCGGGGCGGGGCCGGACCCGGCUCACGUUGCUGCUCGCCUGGGGAGCAUCGCUGUGCUGCGGGCCGCUGCCCGCCCUGCGCUGGAACUGCGUGCGGGAUCCGUCCUCCUGCGGCUCCAUCCGGCCGCUCCGCCGGCCCCACCUCGCCGCCCUCUCCGUCUCCUUCCUGGCCGCCUUCGCCGUGCUGCUGCAGCUCUGUGCGCAGAUCAGCCGCAUCGUUCGGCACACACAGCACGUGGCCGCGCAGAGGCAGCUCGCAGGGCGGGCGGGCACGGCGCGCACAGGGACGGCCGCGCUGGCGCUCACGCUGGGCGCCUUCGCCGCGUCUUGGCUGCCCUUCGCCGCGCUCUGCCCACCUCCUGCUGCCGGCUCCGUCCAACCUCUCAUCUACGCCUUCCGUAACGGCGAGCUCUGGAAGGUUCUGUGGGCGCUGUGCUGCGGGUGCCGCUCUGCUGCGGUGCCCUUGCGCUCCCGGACGCCCGGCGAUGUGUGAUCAUCCCCAAGGGACGUGGGGCUGCCGGUGGUGACGUCUGGUUGGCAGGCAGUGCUGUGUAUUUGGCACCCACAGAUGUGCUGUUGGCACCUGGUGACAUCUGGUUGUCACUGGUGAUGUCUGGUUGUCACCCACUGAGGUGCUGUUGUCACCCGGUCACAUCUGGCUGUGCCCUGUGAGGUGUUACUGUCACCUGAUGGCAUCUGUUUGUCACCCAGUGACGUCUCAUGGUCACCUGGUGGUGGCUGGUUGUCACCGAUGAUGCCUGGUUGUCACCCACUGAUGGCUGAUUGUCACCUGGUCACAUCUGGUUGUCACUGGUUGUCACCCAGUGAUGUGCUGUUCUCACCUGAUGACAUCUGAUUGACACCCAGUGAGGUGUUACUGUCAUCCGAUGGCAUCUGUUUGUCACCCCAUGAUGUCUCACUGUCACCUGGUAGAGGCUGAUUGUCACCCACUGGUGUGUUGUUGUCACCCAGUGACAGCUGGUUGUGGCCGCCGAUGUCUGAUUGUCACCUGGUCACAUCUGGUUGUCACCCACUGAGGUGCUGUUGUCACCUGGUGACAUCUGGCUGUGCCCAGUGAGGUGUUACUGUCACCUGAUGGCACCUAUUUGUCACUCAGCGACGUCUCUUGGUCACCUGGUGGUGGCUGGCUCUCACCCAGUGACAUCUGGUUGUCACCCAUCCCCUGGUUGUCGCCCAGCAGCAGCUGCCCCCCCUGCUGUCUGUCUGCCCCCCUCUGACAGC